This is a messenger RNA of Hordeum vulgare subsp. vulgare (domesticated barley), 1245 nucleotides long. RefSeq lists its product as uncharacterized. The transcript has 3 exons. Lineage: Eukaryota; Viridiplantae; Streptophyta; Magnoliopsida; Poales; Poaceae. Bases 374 to 676 code for a protein of 100 amino acids. The record is from RefSeq and is a predicted model, not a curated record.
UCCCCUCGCAGCCGCCACCCGACCCACCUCCUCCUUCCUCGGAAUCUCAUCCUCCCAAACAAAUGCGCGAGCACACUUCUCCUCGUUUUGCGCCGCAUCCAACCAGCAGCAAUUAGCUCUGAAGCCAACCACCGACCUCCGUGGACUAAUCCAAUGAACGGAGGCUUCCCAAGCCGCGCAACGGCCUCAACCAGGAGCUCCUCCCAGGAGCAGCCGCACCAUCCACGCAGCCAGCAACUAGCUUGCCGUCGUGCCGCCCUUCGCUAGGGACACCAAGCCAGCCCUCAUGGUUGGCAACCCAAACACAGGCGAGUACGUCACGCGAACUUCCUCGAGCCGUGACCCUGCAUCGCCGGCGCCGUGCGCAUGAGCCAUGCCGAAUAGGGCCUCGCCGCAUCCCGCUUGCCUGAGCACCACGCCUAGGUCGCUCUCACGCUGGAGCCAUGGUCGGAGCUUCAUUUGUUCUCCCGCCUCGUUGUGCCACGAUCUUCCACAGCCCACCUCAGAGCAGAGCUCCACCGCUGACGUGGCCACGGGUAACGGGCAGCAACAGCUCGCUCGGUUGUUGACCGCGCUGGCGGUGCCAAGCCCAGCCCAUCAGUCGACCUCAACCUGCCAAGUGUUCGUCCCGAUCCACCACUUCCGGAGGGCCCCGAUCUCCCUCGCCCGUUCCUAACAGGCCAUGGUCGUCGGCUGUUGUUUCCCCGCUGUAAGACUCCUAUCUAAACUUUGUUUCUUUUCCUGGAUCAGUUUUGGCGUGUAGAGUUUUUAAAGGAUCACUACAAAGAUUUUCCUUUUAUUUGUUCUUGUCCUUCACUUUUGUUUUGGUCAAGGUUAGUUUGAGAAGCACGUUUAUUUAAAUCCGUCCCGUUUGUAGCACAUGCAAUGCAUCAGCCCAGCUGGUUAACAAAGCCACUGCAUCCAUCGAUGAGGUCCUUGGCUCAAUUUCCAGCACCAUAAUAUUUUCUCUGUUUGCUUUAAUUUUCCACACAUGUUGCAUCCAUGACAUAUGAUCUCGUGUUGCUUGUAUUUUUUAGACCGUAGCUCCAUUGGGGAUGAACUUUAUAUGUAAACCAACUAGAAUGACGUGUAGUUUUGUGUGAACCACUUUGUUUUGUCGUUUAACAAACAUAAAUAUAUUUAGGUAAGAUCCAGGCAGAUUACAAAGUGAUGCGUGAGAUCGGUUUGGAGAUGCUAUAUGUCAUUUUCGGCCUCAUUUAAAAUGCCUAGAUAGGUACUUUAAUU